AUGACUAACGAGUCGCCUGACGAACUCCGACUUCGUAUACAGCAGGAGUUGGUUGCCAGUGGCAAAUACCAGGAGAUAUACAACUUACUUAAGGUGGAGCUCGUGAACUCUGGGUGGUUUGAUAAAUUUCGCGAUAUGACCAACGACACUAUCAGUCCCAAAGGAGAAAAUGGUGAUUUGAAAUUCGGAGAGAUUGUUGGCCAGUUGGAAGGUAAGGGCUUUGAGAUGGUCCCUGACGAUGUCAAGGUAAAAGUGUUACGCAAGAUCAAGGAGUUUCUAGAUGGCGUCGUCGAAUAG
Brettanomyces nanus is the source of this 297-nucleotide messenger RNA. RefSeq lists its product as uncharacterized. Gene Ontology annotation, biological process: regulation of transcription by RNA polymerase II; positive regulation of DNA-templated transcription; poly(A)+ mRNA export from nucleus. Gene Ontology annotation, molecular function: chromatin binding; transcription coactivator activity. NCBI's taxonomy places the organism in Eukaryota, Fungi, Ascomycota, Pichiomycetes, Pichiales, Pichiaceae. The transcript has a single exon. Gene Ontology annotation, cellular component: DUBm complex; nuclear pore; SAGA complex. The coding region runs from base 1 to 297 and encodes 98 amino acids. The record is from RefSeq and is a predicted model, not a curated record.